AUGUCUUCCGUCUCACGCGUCGCCGCCGCUCGCGCCGUGUCGGCUCUGAUCGCGUCCACGACGACGCGCGCGUGUGCGGCUAAACCGUCUCCGUAUCACCGCGCGCACACGCGCUCGGUCGUCGUCUCCGUCAACGCACGGCGACGCGGCGAUGGGAUUAAAACCAGAGCUGGAAACGAACUCGGUCGUGAGCGAGCGGCGGACUUGGCGAGCGGGAGCGAUUUCGGCCGAGGGGAUGAAUCCGAUGAUCCGUUAGUACACAUGGGACGAGUGAACAAAUCGGCGUUGAAGCGCAUAGCGCAGGAUCAGAGAGCGCUCGCGGUGGCGCUGUUGGGAUUACCAAAGUCCCAAGUGACACAAAUGCGACGGUUCUUACCGGAGGAUGUCGUGGAGCUCACUUUACAGGGAGCACAGAUCACUAGGAAGAAGAGGGUGGCGUUCAAGAGACACGAGGGGGCGCUCGCGAGGCGUCUGCGCGCGUUAAACGACGGUGAACGAGACGCCUUGGCGGCGGCGAUUCAGCAGAUUCAGACUGGUACGAGCGGGGCGAUCAACCCUAAUGUCGAGAAUACGGCAACAUCUUGGAGGAACAUGCUUCUCAAGGGGAGUGAGGACGACGCGUUGGCAGCGAGGGAUGAAAUUUUUGCCGCGCUCGAUUCCAGAGACGUGUGGUCCUUCACCAGGCAGGAGCUCAUGCGCGCAGUCUCGGACGCGACCACGGAGAACGCGAUCCGCGAGGAACAGAUCGCUCUAUUCAAAUCCGCAGUGGACGAGGAGAUGAAGCUUUUAUCAAUCGGAAUAGAGGACGAGGAGUCGCUCAAUCAAACGCGCGCGUACGCCGCGAACGCGCUCAAAAACCGAAAAGGGUCAGGUUUCGACAAGGAGCCCAGCGUGACCAAGUCCCGAGCGCUUCUCAAGCUCUUGCGAAUCGUCGCCGAGGCCGCGGUGUAG
Molecule: messenger RNA, 951 nt
Organism: Ostreococcus tauri
Lineage: Eukaryota; Viridiplantae; Chlorophyta; Mamiellophyceae; Mamiellales; Bathycoccaceae
Product: Ribosome-associated, YjgA
Exons: 2
Coding region: 1-951 (316 amino acids)
Source: RefSeq, a predicted model, not a curated record